GCGUAGCCUGUCAGACUCGUCUCCCUGGUGACGUCGUAAAGCGCCGGGGCUGCGGCCGUAAAGCGGCUGUCAUGGCGGAGCUUCAUCCCCGCACCGGCAAGCUGGUGAUCCUGAGCAACCAGAACCGGACCGCCACCCGAAAACAGCCGGCCCAGGAGUUCAACCAAGGCCUGGUCCUGAGCGGGAGGCCGCUGUGCCCCGGAGAGGUCUUCACCGUCCGCCUGGACCGCAAGAUGAACUCAUGGAGCGGCUCUAUGGAGAUCGGCCUGACCUCACAAGACCCCUCCCUCCUGGACUUCCCCAGCAGUGCCACGGGUCUGAAGGGCGGUUCCUGGAUUGUGUCGGGGUGUUCGGUGCUGGAGGACGGGCGUUCCAUCAUGGAGGAGUACGGACAAGAUCUGGACCAAUUGGGUGAGGGGGAUCGGGUGGGAGUUCAGCGCACUCUGUCUGGAGAGCUCCACCUAUGGGUGAACGGAAGAGACUGCGGAGUCGCCGCCAGCGGGAUCCCCCCAGGAGUGUGGGCCGUGGUGGACCUGUACGGGAAAUGCACUCAGAUCACCGCCCUGUCCUGCCAGCCUCCCCCGCAUGAGAACGACGAGGAGGAGGAGGAGGAGGAAGAGGAAGAGGAGGAGAACAGUGCAGGUUCCCUGGUCUCUGCUGGACAUCCUCGUCCUGACAAGUUCCCCAGUAGUCUGGACACAGAGAACGGGUUGCCCGGCACGGAGCUCCCGGCUGUGGUCAGUAACGCCAUCUUGUCGGCUUAUCACGGGAGUCUCCUGAGCGUCAAUCUGGGGUCUCCUCCCCCUUCCGCUGACCAGUCUCCGCCCACCUCCAAUGACGCUCUUCUCUUCCAUGAGAAGUGCGGCACGCUCAUCAAGCUCAGUAACGGCAACAAGACGGCGGAGAGGAGGCGGCCUCUGGACGAGUUCAACAAUGGCGUGGUGAUGACCAACAGGCCUCUGAAGGACGGGGAGAUGUUUGAGAUCCGCAUCGAUAAGCUGGUGGAUAAAUGGUCGGGGUCCAUUGAAAUCGGGGUCACCACCCACAAUCCCAACAGCCUGGAGUACCCUGCAACCAUGACCAACCUGAGAUCAGGGACCAUCAUGAUGAGCGGCUGUGGGAUUCUGACUAACGGGAAGGGGACACGGAGGGAGUACUGCGAGUUCAGUCUGGACGAGCUACAGGAGGGCGACCACAUCGGACUCACCAGGAAAUCCAGUGGAGCUCUCCACUUCUACAUCAAUGGCAUGGACCAAGGUUUUAUUGGUGUUUGUCUUCUAGGUGUGGCCUCCUGUCAGACCCCUCCGGUGGUUUAUGGAGUUGUGGAUCUCUACGGCAUGGCUGUCAAAGUGACCAUUGUCCACAAUCACAACCACGCUGAUCGACUGCGGAGGAAUAACGCCAUUCUAAGGGCGAGAUCACCCGAUGCCGGACGCCAGAGCUCCAAUACCCCCGAUCCCGGGCAGCUGCUCUUCCACUCCAACUGUGGACAGAAGGCUUCAAUCAUCAGCGGGGGGCGCACUGCCCUGAGACCUCAUGCCACCGAUGACUUCAACCACGGGGUGGUCCUCAGUAAUCGGCCAUUGCACAACAAUGAGGUCUUCCAGGUGCGAAUAGACAAGAUGGUGGAUAAGUGGGCGGGAUCCAUUGAGAUCGGGGUCACCACCCAUAACCCAGCCUACCUACAGCUGCCGUCCACCAUGACCAACCUCCGAUCAGGUACCUGGAUGAUGACCGGAAAUGGAGUCAUGCACAAUGGGACCACCAUUCUGGAUGAAUACGGCCACAACCUGGACCGGCUCAAGGCAGGUGACACAGUCGGAGUGGUGCGCAGAGAAGAUGGUACUUUGAAUUUCUUUGUCAAUGGAGUGGCGCAGGGCGUGGCAGCGUGGAACGUCCCACCUAAUGUCUUCGCUGUGGUGGAUCUCUACGGUCAGGCAGCACAGGCCACAAUACUGGAUGAAUCGGAUGCUCUUCCUCUGGCGGGAGAAGAAGAAGACGUCCUCGCUCUGACCCCGGGAACUCCUUGCGCUCUCCAGUCUCUGUCUGACCUGCGCUUCCAUCACCUCCAUGGUAGUAAUGCCCUGAUCACCAACGGGGGGCGCACCGCCCUGAGGAACAAUUCUCGCAGUGAAUUCAAUGACGCCAUUGUCAUGUCUAAUAGGCCUUUGAAGGACGGGGAACUCUUUGAGAUUGUUAUACAGAAGAUGGUGGAUCGUUGGUCGGGAUCUAUAGAGGCAGGAGUGACUUGUAUUCGCCCUGAGGAUUUGGAAUUUCCCAACACCAUGACUGACAUUGACUACGACACAUGGAUGCUGAGUGGCACAGCCAUCAUGCAGGAUGGCAACACUCUGAGGACCAACUAUGGAUGUGAUCUGGAUUCUUUGGGAUCGGCGUCCCGUAUCGGAAUGAUGAAGACGACCAGGGGAGACCUUCACUAUUAUAUUGAUGGUGUGGACCAGGGCGUGGCCUGUACAGGACUUCCUUCUGAAAGGGAUAUCUUUGCUGUGGUGGACCUGUAUGGACAGUGUGUCCAGGUGUCCCUGACUGGCGGUAGCGGUCUUAUUGAUAACAGCUUAUCGGCCAGUCACGUGACAGAUAAAUCCUUCCCUACUCCUUCACCAGUGCCCAGCGUGUCGCACCGGUUCCAUAUUAUGUGCGGGAAGAACGUGACGGUGUUAUGUGAUGGGAGUCGGGCGGAGAGAUGUGCCGGAUAUGGCGAUGGGAUCGUCUUCAGCAAUCAUGAACUCCUCCCUGGUGAGGUGUUUGAGGUGAAAGUGGAAAGGCUGGAUCCGCGCUGGUCAGGAUCCUGCUCCGUGGGGGUCACCUCCAUCCCUCCUCAUGAUGCCCCCUUCCUGGGUGGUGGGCUACCAACAAGGGCUCUAGAUCUUCGCUCGCGGGUCACGUGGCUGGUCUCCGGGUCUGAGGUUUUGAGGAACGGACAGCGGCUCAGAGACAACUACUGCAGCAGCCUGGAGAGGAUCCGGGUUGGCUGCAGGCUGGGAGUACGGCAUGACAGCGGUGACACAAUGCAUAUUCUAAUCAAUGGAGAGGACAUGGGACCAGCAGCCAGUGGCAUUCCAAAGGGUGUCCAUGCUGUCCUGGAUUUGCACGGCUGUGUUAGCGCUGUAUCCGUCGUCAGUUCCUCGGUCAUAGAGGAAUCCGAUGCCACCAAACCACCGUCUGUUACAUCUGAGAGUGAAGAGGAGGAGGACGUUGAGCAUCAUAGUGACCCUGUCCCGGCCCUCCAGCCCCACUCCUUACAUUUUAUGGGGAAUCAUGGGAAGAACAUACUACUGUCACAUGGGAACCGAACGGCGGCACGUGUGUCCAGCUACAACCAAGGCAUCGUGGUCCUGGCCCAGCCUCUUCCUCGUCUCUUCCUCUUCCAGGUGCGGAUAGACCAGCUCUCCUCGCGGUGGACAUCUUCACUCUCCUUGGGAGUCGUCGGCGUUUCACCGGAGAGGCUCAACUUCCCAGCUACAGCCGCCGCCAUCAAGAGGAGCGCCUGGAUCUUCCAGCGCAGCGCCGUCCUCUGCAACGGAACCAAGAUCCGGGAAGGUUAUGGACCCAAUCUUGACCUGUGUCCGGAGGGGACGUGCCUGGGCCUCCUGGUGGACUCCUCAGGUGGGCUGCACCUCUAUAUCAAUGGAUUGGAUCAGGGGGUCGGAGUCCCGGACCUACCAGAGCUGUCUUACGUCAUAGUGGACCUGUACGGGCAGUGCGAGCAGAUCUCCAUAGUGACGGGGGAGGCGCAGGGGGCGGAGUCUGAUACUCACGAAGGCCAUCUUCCUGGAGAGCGGGAGAAGGCGGACAUGGUGGACGGAGUGAAGGAAAGUCUAUGCUGGGCCCCUCCGGAUCCCCUCACCCUGCUGAGCUGUGAAUACCUCGCUCUGUGUAUGAGGUUCAAGGAGUUUCUACUGCUUCCAGAUGGAUAUUUCAUGGAGGACCCCAAACUGAGCGUCUGUCACUGCGACUCGUGUCACAAACUGCGAGGAGACGAGAUGUACCGCAAACGUGGCGACCCACCCCGGGAAUACGCAGAGCCCAAUGGCUGGUGCAGCUUCCCGCUCCGGCUCAGUCCUCGGCUCUCCUGUACACAGUAUAAGAAGUGGCAUAUCGCCUACCAGGGCAGUAGUGCGGGAGGAGUUCGCCGGACGCUGGACCGAGGGGAACUGUUGCCAGGCUCCUCUUGUAUCCUCACCACCGUGCCCAUGAAGUCCGAUCCUCAGAAUGGUUUCCCAGCCUCUGAGCCCAACGUCUUACAGAGCCGCGAGGUGCAGAGCGUUGUAUUGUCUCCAACCCUGCGAUACGCCGGCCUGCCCGACUUCUGCCCUAAAGUACAAUUCCGGGACCCGCGCUCUCAGCGUGUAUUCGGGGCCCAGGUGGCUCUACAAAUUUGUGUACGGCCGGGAUCUUACAAGAUGGGCCCCCCUUCCUCGGGGGCUUCAGAACUCCUGGAUCCCAGAAUUCCCAGCUCUGAGGUGGAGUGGAUCACGAAGGAAAAGGGGGCCACCAUUUUGAGGGGUCUUCUGGUGCGAGUUGAAUAAACUUUGAACUUCUGUUCCGCUAACAGCACAGGAGGACAGCGGACAGGAAUCUGUGCCACAUCGGGGGAGUCUGUUACACAUCCUCAGUGACCCCUCUGCUCCUCCCCCUUUCUGAACUUUCUCUGCUCCUCCCCCUUUCUGAACUUUCUCUGCCCCUCCCCCUUUCUGA
Rana temporaria (common frog) is the source of this 4719-nucleotide messenger RNA. It is a transcript of the gene NEURL4, whose product is annotated as neuralized E3 ubiquitin protein ligase 4. The transcript is spliced from 29 exons. The coding region runs from base 72 to 4550 and encodes 1492 amino acids. Gene Ontology annotation, molecular function: ubiquitin protein ligase activity. NCBI's taxonomy places the organism in Eukaryota, Metazoa, Chordata, Amphibia, Anura, Ranidae. The record is from RefSeq and is a predicted model, not a curated record.